Fulvia fulva is the source of this 2643-nucleotide messenger RNA. Its product is annotated as Dimethylglycine oxidase. Gene Ontology annotation, molecular function: protein binding; oxidoreductase activity. The transcript has a single exon. Bases 1 to 2643 code for a protein of 880 amino acids. The record is from RefSeq and is a predicted model, not a curated record. Lineage: Eukaryota; Fungi; Ascomycota; Dothideomycetes; Mycosphaerellales; Mycosphaerellaceae. Gene Ontology annotation, cellular component: mitochondrion.
AUGGACAGUCUUCUGAGGGGAGACCCAGAUUCUUUACGACAACAAUCUUGUGCUGUCGAUCGAUCAAGGUCUGCAAUCAUGGCUCCUGCAGCACAACGGGUUGUCAUCAUUGGUGCUGGUAUCGUUGGAACAAAUCUUGCCGAUGAAUUGCUCCAGCGAGGAUGGAGAAACAUUACUGUUGUCGAGCAAGGGCCACUCAGCAUGCCCGGCGGAUCGACAUCUCACGCACCUGGCCUUGUCUUCCAAACCAAUGGCUCAAAGACAAUGAGCAAGCUAGCAGGCUACACUGUCGAAAAGCUGCUUUCCCUCGACUGCUUCAAUCAGGUCGGCGGUCUGGAAGUGGCGACCACUGCAGAGCGCAUGCAAGAAUUGAAGCGCAAGCACGGACUGGCAUCUUCAUGGGGCAUCAAUGCUCGUCUGAUCAGCACGGACGAGUGUUGCCAGAGAUAUCCCCUGCUAAACCGUGAUCUCGUACUGGGUGGUCUGCAUAUUCCAAGUGAUGGCUUGGCACUGGCGGCGAAAGCUGUGCAGCAAUUGAUCCAUCGUACUCGCAAACAAGGCGUGUUAUACCUUGAGCACACACCAGUUACUGGCAUCUCGCGUUCCAACGGACAAGUCACUGGAGUUGAGACACCACAUACCACAAUUCCUGCGGAUAUCGCCAUUUCUUGCGCAGGCUUCUGGGGCGUGGAGGUUGGAAAGCUGGUUGGUUUGCCUGUGCCAUUACUUCCACUAGCACAUCAGUACGCCAAAACAACCAAAGUCCCGGCGCUUUCUGGCCGAGGCAACCCGCCCAAUGGUGCGCAGCUUCCCAUACUACGGCAUCAAGAUCGAGACUUGUAUUACCGCGAGCAUGGAGAGCAGUACGGCAUUGGCUACUAUGGGCACCGUCCAAUCCCUGUCAACGCUGCGGACUUGGGGCUGACGCCGAAGACCGUCGACGAAAGGAACAUGCCAUCUCGUCUGCAGUUCACGCCUGAGGACUUUGAACCUGCCUGGAAGGAGACACAAAACCUCCUCCCGGCACUUCAAGAGACAUCCAUUGCUGAUGGCUUCAACGGCAUCUUCUCGUUCACUCCAGACGGCGGGCCCAUCGUCGGACAACACCCUACGCUGGACGGCUUCUGGGUUGCAGAAGCAGUCUGGGUGACUCACUCCGCUGGUGUAGCACGAGCGGUGGCCGAAGUCCUGACCACGGGACACUCCACAAUCGACAUUGCAGAGUGCGAUAUUUCGCGCUUUGAGGAAGUUCAAACAGCACCAGACUAUGUCAGCGAAACAUCGCAACAGAACUUCGUGGAGAUCUACGACAUCAUACAUCCCCUCGCACCGAAGAAGUCGCCUCGCAGUUUGAGGGUCAGUCCUUUCCAUGCACGUCAACGCGAGCUUGGCGCCUUCUUCUUGGAGUCUGGCGCGUGGGAACGACCACAUUGGUAUCAGGCAAACGAGGUUGCACUGACUCACACGCCUGCAAAGUGGCAACCGGUCGAACGAGAUGCUUGGUCGGCGCAGUUCUAUUCUCCUGUGACAGCUGCUGAGGCGUACAAGACACGUAACGCAGCUGCCAUGUACGACUUGACUCCACUGAAGCAGCUGGCGGUCUCGGGUCCAGGCGCAGAACAACUUCUUCAGCGGGUCUGCACAGCUGAUGUCUCUGCACCACCUGGCAAGAUCACCUAUGGCUUGAUGCUAGACGCAUACGGCGGCAUUCGCAGCGAUGUGACGAUUGCUAGACUUGGGGCCGACCUCUUCCAAGUCCGUGUCAACAAUACUGUCGACCUGGCAUGUCUGACGAGGGAGUCCAAGAAGCUUACGAAGAGCGGUCCGACCAGCUGGAGCCAGAUACGCGAUGUGACGGGUGCUGCUUGCUGCAUCGGUCUUUACGGCCCACGUGCGCAAGAUGUUGUCGAUGCUGCUGGAGGUCAAGCUUUCUCCGAUCAUGCCUUGCCAUAUAUGCAUGUUCAAAGGACGAGUAUUGCUGGCAUCCCAGUGGUAGCUCAAAGACUGUCCUACGUUGGCGAGGACGGCUGGGAGAUCUACACUAGUGCCGAAAAUGGCCAGCGACUGUGGGAUGUGCUUUUCCAAAAAGGUCAGCCACAUGGCUUGAUAACUGCCGGCCGUGCUGCUUUGAACGCGCUGCGUAUUGAGAACGGAUAUCGCGACUGGGGCGUCGACAUGACUACGGAACACAACCCAUAUGAAGCUGGCGUCGCAUGGGCUGUCGAUACUACCAAGCAGUUUGUGGGACUUGCAGCGCUGCAAGCUCGUGCGCGCGAGCCAACUAAACAACGACUCCGGACGAUCACUGUUGACGACGGCAAGUCGGUGGUACUCGGCAAAGAGCCUGUCUUCCAUAACGGAAAGGUCGCCGGCUACAUCACGAGCGCUGCAUUCGGUUACACCAUUCGCAAACCGAUUGCUUUUGCCUACUUGCCAACAUCUGUGACAGUUGGUGAGAAAGUCGAAAUCGAGUACUUUGGUCGAAAGAUCAGAGCUACAGUCGCUCCCACGCCAGUCGUGAAACUUCCUUUUGGCAGACGACACGACAACGAAAGUUCAGCCAGGUCGCCAACAACAGGUUCAGCGUCGAGGAGUUCAACAUCAUUUGGCGGCGCGGAAGUGUAUGCCAGAGCCAAGCUGUAA